This is a messenger RNA of Dermacentor andersoni, 476 nucleotides long. The record is from RefSeq and is a predicted model, not a curated record. NCBI's taxonomy places the organism in Eukaryota, Metazoa, Arthropoda, Arachnida, Ixodida, Ixodidae.
GAAGCUAGCUACUGCACCGUUGAGGCCAGGACAGGAUAAACAGUAGCAGUAUGAAUUCAGAGCCUUCGUCACAGUCUUCCACAACAGCGGGAGAAUCUAACAGGAGCUCACAAAAGGAAGACCGCGUUCAUGGCCGGCGCUUUGUGGUAUCGCUGUUGUUCUUGUGCCUUAUCGGAGUGGUGCCGGGAGCACUGGCUUCUGGACUGGUGACGGUGCUGUUUAGCCCCUCGAAGUCAGCUGUCUCUCCACCGACAAAAAACAGUACAGCUAAGCCUCUCGCAUGCACCACCAGUGACUGCAAUGACCUGGCGCAGUGGCUGAGGGUGAAAAUCGACCAAAAUGUGGACCCUUGCCAUGACUUCUACCAGUUCGUGUGCGAUGAUUACAAGGGUGAAUUUAGUUUAAUUAAAGUAGCGGAGUUUCCGCCGAAAAGCGGUUCAGAACAAAUGCUCACCGACAUCACCAAGGGUGGUUAG